This is a messenger RNA of Saccoglossus kowalevskii, 1001 nucleotides long. RefSeq lists its product as uncharacterized. NCBI's taxonomy places the organism in Eukaryota, Metazoa, Hemichordata, Enteropneusta, Harrimaniidae. The record is from RefSeq and is a predicted model, not a curated record.
AUGGUCAAUAUAUUUACACUCACGCUGACGUUAGUUAACUAUUGCGUCAUCGUUGCUGAUACCCAUGACUUUUAUCAGUUGACACCUGCAAAGAUCGGUUGUGAAGUUCAUGGUAUUGACAUUGGCCUACCGGUGUCCGAGAAAGUCAUAGCACAAAUAAAGAAAGACGUGACCGAGCAUCGUAUUCUCGUUUUCAGAAACCAGCACAAUAUUCCACCGGAGAGGCACGUGGAGAUCGGUCGUUGGUUUGGGGAACUGGAGUCGUCAAUGUUUUAUAAACAUCCCAAAUCGCCGUCACCGGAAAUAUUCCGAAUAUCAAAUGUGAAGUCGGAAGGAUCGAUCAAUAGAGGCCGAUUUGGUUGGCACAUUGACGGUUCCCACUUUAUGAAACCAGUCAGUCACACUUUGUAUCAAAUUGUGCACGUGCCAAAUGAAGGUGACACGGUGUAUAAUCCGUUAAAUGAGAUUGUACAGGGAUUAUCAACAGAACGCCUGGAUCGAUGGGAAAGAUUAUGGGUUCGUAGUAAUCCGCCGCCACAAGUUAUUCACCCGUUGAUAUAUUCACAUCCAGACACUGGAAAGAAGGUGAUAUGCAUCCAUCUAGGCACUACGGCUAGCUUUAUCUGGGAUAGAGGUACAAACAACGAAAGGGAAACUGGAUUUGAUGAAACUAAGGAGUUACUAGCUGAGAUAAAGCAUGAAUUCACGAAAAACCAGACUCUCCAGUAUUCCCAUAAGUGGGAAGUUGGAGAUUAUAUCAUAACGGACAACUUGUCUGUCGCACACGAGUCAGCGCCAUCCAGCCAAUACUCGAUUGAACAAGUUGGUUUACGUGUUUUACAUCGAGUAACAGUCGCAGGGACAAAUAUGCCAACCAAGAAUUACGAUUUGCCGAUAUUAAAGCCAAAAGAUGAACUCUAAAAUACGCAAACUAGCACUUUUAUUUUUUAAUUUAUUUGAAUUAUUUCAUUGAGAAUUAUAUUGUGCAUUGUACUUAUGUG